Molecule: messenger RNA, 2128 nt
Organism: Corticium candelabrum
Lineage: Eukaryota; Metazoa; Porifera; Homoscleromorpha; Homosclerophorida; Plakinidae
Product: PWWP domain-containing protein 2A-like
Exons: 2
Coding region: 245-1918 (557 amino acids)
Source: RefSeq, a predicted model, not a curated record
CCUUACCACCAUUCUUCCUCCACCACCAGACGUCGUUAUGUCCUCGUUUCAAAAGGGAAAUCAAUUGCCCGUCGUUGUGGAAGAGGCUUCGGCAGACAUAGUCGUUGUGUCGAUCAAGACAGAAGGAAGAACUUUUCGUAGGCAGGUAGAGAGGAUGGUCGUUAGGGUGUCGCUUCAGUGAAAGACAAGUGAAAGUGAAGAGAAACAAGGUAUAUUCGAAACGUUAUCUCUUCCAAGCAAAGAAAUGCAACCGGUAAGAACAUCAACGACAAGAAGAGACACUCUCCCUCAUAUCAACACUUACAAAUCGCAUUUCAAAGGCGAAACUGGUGACAAACGAGCGAUACACAAAAGGAUUUCGUCAAAUCUAAAAGAGAAAAGAAGACAAGAAAAUGGAGAAAAGAAGAGGAAAAUACGCCAAUCAUCAACUCAUCUAAAUCAGAUGUCAAGCUGUGACGUCGCCCAGGGAAUAUUAGACAAAAACAAACGACGACAAUCAGACGGUCACGAUGGAGUCAAAGCAAAAGCGACAAAACAAAAUGAAAUCGCGUCGAACUCUGGCUUAGACUGCAGCCGUAUUGAUGGCCUGCAUCCAAUGAAUGACGAGACGGUCGACAGUUGUACUUCGACUGGCAGCGAAAUGGUGAAUGCAACGAAAAAAAUUGCAUCGUUUGCGUAUCCCCUUCCUCAUUCCGAUUGCUAUCGGUCGCAAUCCGAGAGACAAGUUUCUAUGUACACUAUGAUACAGCCGACUCCGUCAAUACCACCAUUCGCUUACCCAUAUUUGGGAUGUAUUGCUCCAUUGCAAUCCUCGACUUUUCCUCAUCCAGGAUUCAGCCACUUACCAAACUUCAUGGCAUACGGGAUAUGGAAUACCAAUCACGAAAUGACUACGGAAAUCAACCCAGGUUUUCAAGAUAAAAUAGUAUCACCAGUUGAAGACAAACAAAAGAGUGUCGCUCCACAUCGUGACGUACAUUACCCGCCAUCACCAAACUCUUUGCAUCAACUAGACCGUCCACCGUCAAUCGACACGCCAACAGACAACUGCAAUGAUUCCGACGAAGAACAGCGUUAUCAAUCAGACGGAGAUUUAGAACAACGAAUGUCGACUCGUGUGGGCGAAAAUACAGACAAAAAUCAAUCAUUCAUUCCCGAUCCGUUAGACGACAAAACAAGCAGCCGUUCACAAUCCUUACAACAAGAAGAGAACAAGUCAAACAGCAAGAGAGAAGCAAAAUUGAACCAAAAAUGGAUUGAAACGAGAAAGGCGCAUCAGCGACGCGAGUUGUCAUCUAAAGAGGCAAAGAAAAACAUUUCCACGAGAUUGACGCCAAACAUGACAAAAAGGAAAAAACCAAUCGCACAAACGAAACGUUUAGUACGAGCACGAAUACGUACUGCUACUACAGAAGAAGACGCGGCUCUCUUUGAAGCUCUCUGGAUAUCAAAACAAGAACAAAACUUCGACAAGAAACAGACAGUCAAACCAUCACCUCGACCUCCAGUCCCAACCGCAAGAAAAAAGCGCGUCUACGGUAAUCCGGAAUUUUUCUACUCGCCUCGUCCUUCUAGCAGUCGCAGCAAGUGCGCCAACGACGACGUCCCUCGAUACAAAAUCGACGACAUCGUGUGGGCAAAACUAGUCAGUCGACCUUGGUGGCCGGCAAAGGUGCUUUCAUUCAGCAAAGACGACGGUCACAGCAUGUACGACGUGUCAGUGCAAUGGCUGGGCAAGAGCUCGAAUUGUACCGACGUGCUGCCGUCGUCUUUGAUUUGUCCGUUUUCGGAAAAUUUCGACGAGCAUUAUCUGCCCAACAAGACGAAGAGCACGUACGUUAAGGCGGUUCGAGAUGCCUUGCAAAAGUCGGAAUUAGAAGUUAAUCGCUUUACACGUUUAUCCGAUCAACGCCAUUAACAUUUGACACGUUACCAGAUGAAGACGUCAGUUAGAUCUAAUAUAGAUGAGAAACUUCGUUUUAAUGAUAUAAAAAUGUUUAUUGCAAAAUAGCAAAUAUCAAACAUUGGAUUUGUUUAUAAAAUCAAUAAAUAUAGAUUUCCUUAUUUCCUAAACUUUCAAUUAAUCGAUAUGAGCGUUUCUAACGCACGUUACAACCAGUAACUAAUA